Molecule: messenger RNA, 1853 nt
Organism: Psylliodes chrysocephalus
Lineage: Eukaryota; Metazoa; Arthropoda; Insecta; Coleoptera; Chrysomelidae
Source: the annotation of a GenBank genome assembly
GAUAAAAAUAAAUCAAUGUGAAGGUUAGAACCAGUAUAAAGAAUAAUUUUAUCAAACAAUGUACCACAAUGUUUGCAUGCCGAAAAGUUUUAACAGUGCUGAUGAUUUUGUUGUCUUUAAAAAGUGGCGUAAGAACCCAGUGUGUACAAAAUGGUUCCAAAGUGUCAUGUGAACGGAUCAAACAAAUUACACCAGGAUUUUUAUCUACAAUAUAUGAAAAUGUGACUAGUAUAGAAAUAAAUAACAGAAACGAAAUAAGCGAAGUGGCUGCAAGAACUUUUAAAUCAAUAAAAAAUUUGGAAAGGCUUACAAUACGAUGGAGUCGUAUUAAAAAAAUAUAUGGUGAAACCGUCAGAGACCUACCAAAUUUGAAAUACCUCUUUUUAAAUUACAAUGGUAUAACAGAGAUUUACACGCCGGCUUUUUUGAAUUUGCCCAAACUCCAAAAGGUCUAUCUGAGUUACAAUAACCUGACAGUUGUGAGAAAAGGUAUUUUCCGAAACGUCACACAACUUGAAUCAAUUAUACUUUCGCACAACAAUAUAAAUCAUUUUGAAGAUGAAUCGUUUCAGGAAGUUACGAAUUUAAAAAAAUUAACUCUGGAUCACAACAAGUUAGAAACUAUUUUCCUACACGAUAUCCUGAGCCAUCCUGAAAAAUUGGAAACCCUCUGGCUGCACAACAACUCUUUAACUUUCAUAACCAAUUACAUGCUGCAAAAAUUGACCAAUUUAAAAAUCCUAAAUAUAGGUUUCAACCAAAUAUCCGUGAUAGAAAGUGGAAGUUUUCAACAUACUCCAAAUUUGAAUACGCUGGUUUUGACUCACAAUAAACUGAAAGACAUCGACGGGGAUAUUUUUCCCAGAUCAGGAAUGGAUUUUCUGAAAAACCUCUAUUUAGACCACAACAGGUUGAUGUAUUUGACGUCCAAAUUUUUCGUGAGAUCGAGCGGGCUGAGGAAAAUUACCCUCAUGGGUAACCCGUGGUUCUGUCAGUGUUUGAAAGAAAUCUACAGCGUUCUUAAUGAAAAUGGCAUCGAGGAAAAGUGCCAAGGACCGUUUUCGAAAGGACAGCGACCGGUUUGUGUCAACGGUGACGUUUUAGACAGUUGUAGACAUACGUAUAAUGCUCAGUUAAGUGCAAAAUUUUUAAAGUACAUGAAAGAUUUUCCCGUGUAUGUUCAUGCCUUAGAUUGUCACUUAUAAUUUUUUUACCUUCAGAUAUUUAACAUUUAUAAACUAUAAGGUAUCUUCUAAAAAUAAUGUACUCCUGUUUAAAAUUGCUAUAACGCACUAUUUUCCAGAAAAUCUAGGAACCAUUUAAAGUCAUUUAGAAUUAUUAGUUAUUGAAAAAUAUUGACUUUGGAUAACUUUGUAAAUUUUCUAUUUAAUAAUGUUUGAAAUCAGAAAAAAUAUUACUAAACUUUUUUAGAAGAACUCCUGUUAAUCAAAUUUCAUGUAAAUAACCUUUCUACGAUUUGUUUAGUCAUAGGUCUCACAUUGACCUGACCGGGUAAAAAUAAAUCAAUGUGAAGGUUACAACCGGUAUAUUGAAUAAUUGUAUCAGACAAAAAAGUUUUAAGAAUUGCUGCGUUUGAAUAUGCACAUCGGAUGCAUCUGAGAUGUUUUGAAUUUUUUAUGAUGUGAUAGAGGAUUAGAUCUAUGAAGACUAGAGAUAAGGAGGCGAAUCGGCAUACUCAAAAUACGGUCCCAAAAAACGCAUGCUAAUUGAGGUAUAAUUAACCGCAUGGGCGCUGGUACUGCAUACGUUGUUCGAAAUACAUGGCUUCUUAUGGGAAUUAUACAUACCUAAUUUUGUCAAAAUAUUAAAAAUAAACUUGUUUAUAGCUAAAU